UAUUUUUUCGCUCCCCAGAACCGGAACCCGUGGGCAUAUCCGUGCCACUUCAGGACUGAAUCCUUCAGUGGGUCGGUUUCAUAUCUUGGAUAUUACAUUUUGCAUCUGAAGAUAAUGGCAUUUCUAAGUCUCCAAGUGUUGAUUGGGCUGUUUAUUUUCUUUUGCACUGUAAACGGAUCUUCGCUGCUGCAGGCCAGGGUGUUCUUAACAUUCAAUGAACUGCAGGAAACGAAGACCGCUCAGUUUUAUGCUCUUUCCCACCACCCCUUAGACUACAGGAUAUUGGUGAUGGAUGAAGAUCAGGACCGCAUCUACGUUGGCAGCAAAGAUCACAUUCUGUCUUUGAAUAUCAAUAAUAUAAGCCAGGACCCUCUGAGUAUAUUCUGGCCAGCAUCAACAACCAAAGUGGAUGAGUGCAAAAUGGCUGGCAAAGAUCCUACACACGGUUGCGGCAACUUCGUUCGUGUGAUACAGACAUUCAACCGCACCCAUUUAUAUGUUUGUGGAAGUGGUGCGUUUAGCCCUGUAUGUGCAUAUCUCAACAGAGGGCGAAGGGCAGAGGAGCAAGUUUUCAAGAUCGAUUCCAAAUGUGAAUCUGGGAAGGGCCGCUGCUCUUUCAACCCUAAUGUGAAUACCGUCUCUGUUAUGAUCAAUGAAGAACUGUUUUCAGGGAUGUACAUUGAUUUCAUGGGGACUGACGCUGCCAUCUUCCGCAGUUUAACCAGACGGAAUGCUGUGAGGACCGACCAACACAAUUCCAAAUGGCUGAGUGAGCCUGUGUUUGUGGAUGCCCACCUCAUCCCAGAUGGCACUGACCCCAACGAUGCUAAAGUAUACUUCUUUUUCAAGGAGAAACUGACGGACAACAGUGGCAGCACCAAGCAGAUCCACUCUAUGAUUGCUAGAAUAUGCCCGAAUGAUACUGGUGGACAACGCAGCCUUGUGAACAAGUGGACAACUUAUUUGAAAGCAAGACUUGUGUGUUCAGUAAUGGAUGAUGAUGGCACAGAAACCUACUUUGAUGAAUUAGAGGAUGUGUUCCUACUAGAAACAGAUAACCCCAGAACGACGCUGAUAUAUGGCAUUUUCACAACAUCCAGCUCUGUAUUUAAAGGUUCAGCCGUCUGUGUAUAUCACUUGUCUGAUAUCCAGAGAGUGUUCAAUGGCCCGUUCGCACACAAGGAAGGGCCAAACCACCAGCUGAUUCCCUAUCAGGGAAGAAUUCCUUAUCCACGACCUGGGACUUGUCCUGGAGGAGCGUUCACACCCAACAUACGGACCACCAAGGAGUUUCCAGAUGAUGUGGUCACAUUCAUCAGGAACCAUCCCUUGAUGUUUAAUCCCAUCUACCCAGUCCAUAAGAGGCCAUUAAUAAUCCGUACAGGCACCGACUACAAAUAUACAAAGAUUGCUGUCGAUCGUGUCAAUGCGGCAGAUGGAAAAUACCAUGUCUUGUUUCUUGGAACAGACCAGGGUACAGUUCAGAAGGUUGUAGUCCUGCCCACUAACUCCUCUGCAACUGGAGAACUCAUCUUAGAAGAACUGGAAGUUUUUAAGAAUAACGUUCCUAUAACAACAAUGGCCAUUUCAUCUAAAAGUUGCAUCCUGGCUAAAGUUCCUCUUCUAAUCUCAGUGCCUGAAAUAAAUCUCUCCCUUUCCUCUCAAACAGCACAGUUGUACGUGAGCUCGGACGAAGGGGUCACCCAGGUUUCCUUGCACCGCUGUCAUAUUUACGGGACGGCCUGUGCCGACUGCUGCCUCGCCAGAGACCCUUACUGUGCUUGGGACGGCAGUUCCUGCUCCAGGUUCUACCCAACGGGGAAAAGGAGAAGCCGAAGACAAGAUGUGAAGCAUGGUAACCCUAUGACUCAAUGCCGAGGAUUUAACCUAAAAGCUUACCGCAACGCAGCAGAGAUAGUUCAGUACGGAGUGAAGAAUAACACCACCUUCCUUGAGUGUACGCCAAAAUCGCCACAGGCCUCCGUUAAAUGGCUCUUGCAGAAGGACAACGACAGAAGGAAAGAGGUCAAACUUAAUGAAAGAAUCAUAUCAACCGAACAAGGGCUCUUGAUUCGCUCUGUCCAGGAUGCUGACCGAGGGCUUUAUCACUGCAUUGCGACGGAAAAUGGCUUCAAGCAAACGAUAGCCAAGGUGAACUUCAAGGUGUUGGAUUCAGACACGGUGGCCUUCAUGACUGAGAAGUGGUCCCCGUGGACCUGGGCUAGUUCACUCCAGGCUCUGCCGUUCCACCCAAAGGACCUGGCGGGAGCCUUCAGCCACUCGGAGCUGCAGAUGAUUAAUCAAUAUUGCAAAGACACGAGGCAACUUGGCCAGCAGGCCGAAGAUUCCCAGAAGAUGAGAGGGGAUUAUGGCAAGUUGAAGGCUCUCAUCAACAGCAGGAAAAGCAGGAACCGAAGAAAUCAAUUGCCUGGAUCCUAAGGUUUUGUCUUGGAGCAUCAAACUUUUUUUCAUACCCUCCCUCAAGGGAUUUUGGGUUUUUUUGUGGGGGUGGGGGUGGUGUUUUCCUGCUGAGAGCAUAGACAAAACAUUAGCAAAGCAAGCCCGAAAAAAGAU
This is a messenger RNA of Lacerta agilis (Sand lizard), 2574 nucleotides long. RefSeq names its product semaphorin 3C (gene SEMA3C). Gene Ontology annotation, biological process: axon guidance; negative chemotaxis; negative regulation of axon extension involved in axon guidance. The record is from RefSeq and is a predicted model, not a curated record. The coding region runs from base 115 to 2439 and encodes 774 amino acids. The transcript is spliced from 18 exons. Gene Ontology annotation, molecular function: chemorepellent activity; semaphorin receptor binding. NCBI's taxonomy places the organism in Eukaryota, Metazoa, Chordata, Lepidosauria, Squamata, Lacertidae.